This is a messenger RNA of Acyrthosiphon pisum (pea aphid), 1500 nucleotides long. RefSeq lists its product as uncharacterized. Bases 281 to 1105 code for a protein of 274 amino acids. NCBI's taxonomy places the organism in Eukaryota, Metazoa, Arthropoda, Insecta, Hemiptera, Aphididae. The transcript is spliced from 3 exons. The record is from RefSeq and is a predicted model, not a curated record. Gene Ontology annotation, cellular component: nucleus. Gene Ontology annotation, biological process: regulation of DNA-templated transcription. Gene Ontology annotation, molecular function: transcription coactivator activity.
AAUGUGUCAAAAAUUGAAAAAUUAUGGUUUUCCCGGUCAAAAAUAAAAAUGACACGAACCGGUCUCCGACACUCGACCAUCAACAGUUCGUGUGUUACUUGUUGUACAAUUAAACAAUAACCAAUAAUCACACAAUAGUGUACCCAGUUCACAGUUGCGUGCUCGUCAAACCGUUUUCCGCGCGGCGUCCGGUUGUUGCUAUUCACUUAAUAUAAACUGAUUUAAGUUUCCGACCACCACUGGUCGGUCUUCUCGUCCCUAAAACAAACAGAGACGCGCCAUGGCCGAUAGUCCUCAGUUUCAGUUAAUGCCCCAAGUUGUGCCCAUCUAUCGCCCGCAGCCGCCGCUGACACAGCCGCCUCCGCCGCCGAACGUGUUCCCAAUGCCGCCGGGGCAACCGAUCUUCCCAAUGCCACCGCCGCAAUUUGGAUAUCCGCCCAUGGCGUGGUCGCCAGUCCAUCAGUAUCCACCGCCGCCGCCUCUAACGCCGCAGCAACCGGCCCAGAAUCACACGGAGGAGGACGUCGACUACGACGUGCAGCAGCUCGUGUUCAACAAUAACAACAACAACAACAACUACAGCAGCAAUAAAAAUAUCAGUUCCGCAGAUGGCUUGCAAAUUGAUUCGGAACUGCAGUCUUCCCAGCAUCAGAACACUCAGAACCGGCAGAUGUUCUCGCGCAAUGUAUCUAAUAAGUUUGAUACACGACAUGAAGAAUUCAGAAAAUACUUGGAAGAAGUGGGUAUUUUGUCUACUUUCACUAAUAUAUUAUCUGAUAUGUACCAAGAUCCUUUUCGGCCUAAUGAUCCAUUGGGAUAUAUUCGAGAUAAAUUAAGUUCUUCUCGGCCUGAAACAAUUGAACUUAAAAAUCUUCGCAUUUGGUGUGAUCAAUACCAAUCAAAAACCAUUCGCCUUGAAAAAGAGUUGAAGCACGUAAUUGGACGGUUAAGGAAAUAUGAACCAUAUAUUACUGAUGAUUCUCUUUUGAAUGAAAGUUCUACAGAAGAGGACUGCAAUUCAUGUGUAUCCGGUGUAUCAAAACUUGUGUUGGAAAAUAAGAAAGAAAAUACUCAACAUGGAUCAAGAAAAAAUUAUAACCAAUAAUAGAUAGCAUUUGGCUAUAAUUCUAAAAUAAAAUUAAAAAAUUAACUGAAAAAUUGAAAGAUUUUCAUAGUUUGUUGUUAUUGUAACAUAUAUAAAUCAUUUUUGAAAUUGUAUUCUUGUUAAAGAUAAUUUUUCAAUUUUUCUGUUCCUAAAAUUGGACUAUAUUUAUUAAAUUUUAAUGACGUUAAUUAAAUUAAUAGUUUUAUGUUGGCUUUUAAGUUGUUGAAUUUCUCUACUUAGAGAAUUAUUCAUUAUUAACUUAUGUUAUAGUUACAUUCGUAUUUUUGAAUGUAUUUUCUCUUUUAAAUGUUGAGAAAAUCCAUUGUUGAAGUUUAUUUUGUGCUCAUCUAACAAUUUUUUUUUUUAAAUCCUUAUUGACUUAUUUUGGUUUUUUU